UCCAUGGGGGUCUCCACCACAGGCAGUCGCUCCCUUCUGGAUCAGAACGGGGUUUGCGCCACCAUGCCACAAGUUGAUACCAGGGGCGUGGAACAGUGGUUGCCGACCCCUCGUGAGAAGGAGCUGCUGCGUCGAACAUGGAGCGAUGAAUUUAAAUUUCUCUAUGAACUUGGCUCUUCUAUCUAUGUAUACAUUUUCGAGCAUAAUCCGCACUGUAAGCAGCUAUUUCCUUCAAUCGCCAGUUACGGUGACGAUUAUAAGGAUUCGCGCGAGUUCCGAAUUCAAGCUCUGAGAUUUGUGCAGGUAUUUUUAUAUAGUUUUUUGCUAACUUUUAUUUUACACAUAGGAGGCGAUCGUUCCUUCACCAGGCUCACCAAACUUGUCACCCCUCCAGAAUCGGGAAAUUCACACUGGAUUCAAGUAACACCAGCAUUCAAUGCCAUUUACGACGAAGACAGAAGUUCCCAGGAUCGACUUUCUCUUAACCUCGGCAUUGGAAUAUGA
Molecule: messenger RNA, 504 nt
Organism: Angiostrongylus costaricensis
Lineage: Eukaryota; Metazoa; Nematoda; Chromadorea; Rhabditida; Metastrongylidae
Source: the annotation of a GenBank genome assembly